Balaenoptera acutorostrata (minke whale) is the source of this 1785-nucleotide messenger RNA. Its product is annotated as unconventional myosin-XVIIIb-like. The transcript is spliced from 11 exons. Gene Ontology annotation, cellular component: actin cytoskeleton; cytoplasm; vesicle. Lineage: Eukaryota; Metazoa; Chordata; Mammalia; Artiodactyla; Balaenopteridae. Gene Ontology annotation, biological process: actin filament organization; vesicle transport along actin filament. The record is from RefSeq and is a predicted model, not a curated record. Bases 1 to 1110 code for a protein of 369 amino acids. Gene Ontology annotation, molecular function: actin filament binding; microfilament motor activity; ATP binding.
AUGACCUACAGCCACUUAGACCACCUGGACACCCUGAAGAAUAGCACCAGUGAUGCCAUGCAAAUUGCACCGGAAGCACCAGAAGGGACGGAGAGGAGCAGUCAGGGAAGGGGGUGUGAGUGCCGGCGCCGGGCGGGGAGCUGCUGCCAUUUCUUCUCUGUCCCUGCUCUCCUGGCCUGGUGGGUCUCUGCGCUGGGACCUGGGGAGACCCCUCGGACGGGAGUGGAUCCUGUGACCUCAGCCCCCGCUGGAGAAGGUACCGUCGGGCUGGGUUUGACGGUGCCCAGGAGCUGCCGGGAUGGCCUACCCGCCCACGUUGGCUCCCUGGCCCAGCGGGCGUACUGGGCUCUGCUGAGCCAGCAGAGGGACCAGAGCAUCGUGGCCCUGGGCUGGAGCGGUGCUGGCAAGACCACCUGCUGCGAGCAGGUCCUGGAGCACCUGGUGGGGAUGGCAGGCAGUGUGGAUGGCAGGGUCUCAGUGGAGAAGAUUCGAGCCACCUUCACUGUCCUCCGGGCCUUUGGCUCCGUGUUCACCGGCCACAGCCGCCGUGCCACCCGGUUCUCCAUGGUGAUGUCACUGGACUUCAACACCACAGGCCGAGUCACGGCCGCCCAGCUCCAGACGAUGCUGUUGGAGAAGAGCCACGUGGCCCGGCAGCUGGAAGAAGGCAAUUUCGAGGUUUUCUCCCAGAUGCUAGCCGGAUUGGACCUGGAUCUCAGCUGGGGGGUGGUGGUGGAUGUCUGCUGUGACGGUGACAUUUUGGUACAGGCUCUGACAGCAGCGUGGGAGACAGAACUGUACCUGCACCAGCUGGCAGACAGCAGCUCCUUCAGCAUGGGCGUGUGGCCUAAGCCUGAAGGCAAGCAGAGGGCGGCGGCUGCCUUCGCCCAGCUCCAGGGCGCCAUGGAGACGCUGGGCGUUUUGGAGAGCGAGCAGAGGGCCAUUUGGCGGGUGUUGGCAGCCAUCUACCACCUGGGUGCGGCGGGGGCCUGCAAAGGUGCUGCCCCAGGGUUCUCAGCCUCCACUGAGAAGGCGUGGCCUCCACUCAGCCCCAUCACAGGAAGAAGGAAAUCUCAUUCAGGGCUAGUAGCCUUUAACUCCUCUCUGUAAUACUUGCUUAUCUCCGUUUUUCAACAAAGAGAAAGCAGACCUCAGACUCCCAGACUGUGAGCACCAGGAGGUCAGUGAGUAGCAGAGGGCUUAGCACCCUAGAGGACUCUAAAUAUUUGUGGAAUGAAAAAAUGAAUGAACAUCUUAUCCCCCUGAUAGAAGCCCGUGCACAAACACAGACUUGCUGCAUCCAGUGAUUGAGCUUCCUAAUUUGGCUCCAAAGCUUGAAAGAUCAGAGGUCAUGGACACUUUUGAGAAUCUGAUGGAAGCUAUAGAGCCUCUCCCCUUUACCAAAUGUGAACAGAAUUUUGCACAGUACUUCAGAGAUUUCACUGACCACACAUGGACCACCCAGAGUUCUUGGUUAAGAAUUUCUGAUCUCGGGCUUCCCUGGUGGCACAGUGGUUAAGAAUCCGCCUGCCAAUGCAGGGGACACGGGUUCAAGCCCUGGUCCGGGAAGAUCCCACAUGCCGCGGAGCAACUAAGCCCGUGACCCAUUAACUCCUGAGCCUGCGCUCUAGAGCCUGCGGACCACGACUACUGAAGCCCACGUGCCUAGAGCCCCUGCUCCGCAACAAGAGAAGCCACCGCAAUGAGAAGCCCGCGCACUGCAACGAAGAGUAGCCCCUGCUCGCCGCAACUAGAGAAAGCCCGCGUGCAGCAACGAAGACCCAA